This is a messenger RNA of Mercenaria mercenaria, 677 nucleotides long. RefSeq lists its product as uncharacterized. The record is from RefSeq and is a predicted model, not a curated record. The annotation marks the transcript as partial. NCBI's taxonomy places the organism in Eukaryota, Metazoa, Mollusca, Bivalvia, Venerida, Veneridae. The transcript is spliced from 4 exons.
GUAAACAAGAAUGGUUGGAAAGUGGGUCGGAGGCUCAUUGAACUGAAUGUACUGCUACUCCAUCUAAAAUCAUGCCGAAAAUGCAUGCUUGGCCCAGUGCCACUUAUGUACAACAACAUCGUUGGUGAAUUGCAAAAAGGUUUAGGCGGAUAUCUAUAUGUUGUGUGCCAAAACCCAGACUGCAGCCACAUAAAUCGAGUGCCAUAUGGGAAGACCCACCAUAUAAAAAACAAGGGGAUGCCAUGCUUUGUUAUAAACACCAAACUUUGGGCAGCUAUGAUUGACAGUUUGGGUGGUGCAGAGAAAGUGAACAAUCUCCUAGCAGUCCUGAAUUUGAAGGCGAUUCAUCCAAAGAACUUGAAACUAAUGGAAAACCGUGCUGGUGAGGCUAUUCAGGAGGUGUCCAGAGAAUCCUGCAAAAAUGCUGCAAAAGAAGCUUUUGAAAAAGAAAUGAGUGAUAUUGCCCGGCAAGAGACUGAGCAAGCACAUGGGCAAAUGGUAGGAGAGAUUGAUGACCUAGGAGUGUGUCCUCUCCCUGGAGAAUCUCCAUCACUUCAACUUCAAGCAAGGCCGGUAAUUGAAUGUGAAACAGAUUCCGACGUUGAGAAAGACUCUGUACAGUCUGAAGUAAAUGAUCCAGUACCAGGUCCGCAGAAUGAAUCUUCUGUUAUGACAAG